This is a messenger RNA of Catharus ustulatus (Swainson's thrush), 1540 nucleotides long. Its product is annotated as endonuclease domain-containing 1 protein-like. The transcript is spliced from 3 exons. The record is from RefSeq and is a predicted model, not a curated record. NCBI's taxonomy places the organism in Eukaryota, Metazoa, Chordata, Aves, Passeriformes, Turdidae. Gene Ontology annotation, molecular function: metal ion binding; hydrolase activity; nucleic acid binding. Bases 114 to 977 code for a protein of 287 amino acids.
UGAGGAUUCAAACAGUCCUUUCUGCAUGAACAAGACUGAAGGAACUGUUCAGCUGCCUCUUCUGAGACUCUGCUUCAAGGGGAGCAAGAGCCCUUCACUGAAAUCCUCCCACCAUGCUGGGGCUGCUGCUGCUGCUGCAGGUGUUGGCGAGCUGCCUCUGUCCGGGACACAGCGAGGUGGUGAAGUCCUUUCAAGGACCUUGUACUCGGUUCUUCUAUGAGAAGACCCCCCCAAGUGAUGGCAUUCGUCCAGUGAAUGCAGCCAGGAUCUGCCAGGUCUAUAAAAACCAAUAUCGCUUUGCCACCCUGUAUGACAGAACCAAUAGAAUUCCAGUGUACUCUGCUUACAUCUACCAGCCUGGACCAGGAGACAGACAUGACACAUGGUAUAUUGAGCCCCAGCUGAUCCAGCAAGAUUAUCACAAGUAUAUGGAAACAGAGGAUUCCAUCAUACAUACCUACGGGAUCACUCCAGCAGAUAUUGGCAAGAAUCAGGCCAUUCUCCAGGACUACAUUGAUGCCCAGGGUCUGGACCGUGGUCACUUGAGUCCCUGUGGCCACCAAAUUAAUGAGGAGUACAAGAACUCUACCUUCACCCUCACCAACAUAGUGCCCCAGUACAGCAAACUCAACCAGGGUGCCUGGAAACACUACGAGGACACAACGAUGCACCAGAACACCCAAGGCUGUGAUACCACCUAUGUCAUCACGGGUGUUGUGCCUGGGGAGGACAAGGUCCCCAGUCAGAGGGUUAAUAUACCCAGCCACAUCUGGUCAGCUGCCUGCUGUGUGAAGGGAAAAAAGCCCAUAAAGGCUUGGGGGGCCAUCGCUGAGAACAAGAGAAACAUGAACGUGGUGACUAACCUCAAGCUGGGGAAACUUGAGGAGAUGUUGACCAAGCUCUAUAAGGGGACGGUGGUUACUCUGUUCAAGAAUGAUUGUCCCCGGCAGAUGGAAAAGGCUCAGGAGAUUUUCUAACAUGUCACAGAAUCACAGAAUCACAAAAUGGGUUGGUUUUGAGGGGAGCGUAGAGCAUUAAAAUUCAUGUAUUUUGACCUGCUUGCCAGGGGCAGGGACACCUUCCACUGCCCCAGGUUGUUCCAAGCCAUCCCCAGCCUGGCCUUGAGCGCUUCCAGGGAUGGGGCAGUCAGAACAGCUCUGGGUAUCUUUUGCUCUAUAUACCACAGCCUGCUCCCAGGAAUUUGCUCCUUUAGGGUAUGCCCUCUAACCCUGCCCUCCAUCAGUGUGAAACCAUUCCCUCUUGUCCUGUCACUCCAUCCCCUUGUCCAAAGAGCCUCUCCAGCCCUCUUAGACAUCCUGUAGGUACUGGACUCUCUGGACUCUUCUCCAGGCUGAACAUGCCCAGCUCCCUCAGCCUCUCUCCAGAGCAGAUGGGCUCCAGCCCUCAGAGCACCUUCAUGGCCUGCACUGGACUCCACUCCAACAGCUUUGGAUCCUUCUUGAGCUGUGGGCCCCAGAGCUGGAGGCAGCACUGCAGCUGGGCUCUCAGCAGAGCAGAGCACAGGGGGACAAAUGUCCUG